GGAAAAAAGUAAACUUUGCAGAAUUGUUUGUUCUCCUUCGGCAUCUCUCUCUCUCUUUCUUCUCCGUUGAUCGGAAAGCAAUUACCAGAAAUGGCACGAGCCGGAGGAAUAACAAAUGCGGUGAAUGUAGGCAUAGCAGUACAAGCAGAUUGGGAGAAUCGUGAAUUCAUAUCUCACAUCUCCCUCAACGUCCGUAAACUCUUCGAUUUCCUCGUCCAAUUCGAGGCGACGACGAAGAGUAAAUUGGCGACACUGAAUGAGAAGCUUGAUACACUGGAACGUCGUUUGGAACUACUUGAAGUCCAAGUCAGUACAGCAACUGCUAAUCCAGCUCUGUUUAAUGUUUGAAAUGAUGCAGCAUUGUACUAAUAUUCUCUAGCUGUAAGCUACUUUAAUUCUGUAUUAUAAAUAGAUUGCUUUGUUUUGGAGAUCAUAUCUGUGAAAAGUCCUUGUUUUAUGAAAAUCUCAAUCAAAUGU
Solanum verrucosum is the source of this 477-nucleotide messenger RNA. RefSeq names its product protein BRICK 1. The record is from RefSeq and is a predicted model, not a curated record. Gene Ontology annotation, molecular function: protein-containing complex binding. The coding region runs from base 91 to 348 and encodes 85 amino acids. Gene Ontology annotation, cellular component: SCAR complex. Gene Ontology annotation, biological process: cell motility; actin filament organization; regulation of actin polymerization or depolymerization. The transcript is spliced from 2 exons. NCBI's taxonomy places the organism in Eukaryota, Viridiplantae, Streptophyta, Magnoliopsida, Solanales, Solanaceae.